AUGUUCUCCUUAUCCUUCUGCCUCCUUCCGUUGUUUUCUUUCAUACCCAAUGCAGUCUUUGCUCAACUGGAAGGUUGGUUUUUCUUCGCUUUAUUUUAUUGAUAGUCGAGUAAAAUUGGUCAUGAGAAUAACCUUUUUUGCUUAGUAUAGUUUAGUGGAAAGAUGGAGACGAACCAGUUUUCUCAUUAUAACGAUUUGCAUGUAAAACAACGCCUGCGGAUAGUAUUUUGUCACUAAUUAACUUGGCUCUUUUUCGGUUUCGCUUGGCUACUUAAAAAAUCGCUGAGAAAUUGCGGCCGGCAUGUUAGAAAAAUGUAUAACAGUUCCUGUUGUUUUACGGAGAGCGAGCUUUAGCAACUAGGACAAAAGCGAAUAUUACGAAUUAUUCUAGUUUUGCGUUCUUUUAUACUCUAUCGCGAUAUGCUUGAAUUUUCCUGGAGAUGGAUUCUUAAGGACUGUAUCCGAGUUUUUUUUGGAAAGACUAUUAAUUAAGGAAAAUUAGAAGUCAUGUGUGAAUUCACGUCCUCCACAAAAUGUUGUAUUAGGAACGGCUUCACGUCGAAGCCGUGCAUUGGACUUCAGAUUAAGAAGUGUGCCCCAAACUGUGAUGUACGUGCGGAGCUGUAAGUUAUGUUUUCAUUAAAAAAGAUGUUUUCAGACCUUCGAUCGUUGCCGCCGUCGUCGAGUGGCUGCUUCAAACGUAAUAAGUCUUAUUCAGUUUUAAAGCUCACAAAAAGUAUGAUUUAAAGAACUGCAUGGCUUUAAAAGUCAUAAAUGUUAAAUAGCUGUAGAACUGCCAGAAAAAUCCCUAAUUCGAUGAAGAGGAUAAUUCCACAUUUUUCUUCCCCUGACCUCUAGGCUUUACUUUAGCGGACUUUUUUUACUUCCAGUUUACUUAACGGGUUCCUUUUAAAAACCAUUCAUAAAGCCUGGAACUCCCUAAAUUAACAGAUUUCUUAUAUGCACGACCCAUGCAUUCUAAAAACUUAUAUUAAACCCCUCUCUCUUUCUCUUCAGAGUUUACCACCAUGUAUCAUCACAGUCUUCGUCAAGAUGUUUUUAUAAAGGACGAGUACCAUUACUUAAACGUUCCUACAGUUGGAACAUUCACAGUGUAUGACAGCCUUGACUGCACCUUUGAAUGCCUCGGUAAUCCUUCCUGUUUGUCCUUCAACCUGGCAGCUUACAAAGGAGCAGAUGGAAAGUUACGGUGUGAGUUGUUGUCCUCAGAAAAGUUCAGCAAUCCUGAGGAAUAUAAAAGGAACGAGAGUUUUGAUCACUUUUCCAUCAAGGUGGGGUUAUUUCUUUGUAUAGAGUUUAAAGUAAGAUAUCUUUUUAUAUCCCAAUCUAUGCGAUUUUUAAAUAACGUGUCACUAAAUUAAACACGAACCGGCGUAAAAGUGACUGUCACCAUAACACGUCGGAAUUACUCAUUCGAAUGCCACUUUUAAUUCUCCUUAAUAUUUUCUUACUUCAACACUUUCACGCGGAACAAAAUUACCUUAACAAAAUGGCAGUUGACAUCAAAAUUUUUUAUAAUUAUUUCAGACUCCAUGUAUGUCAUCACCUUGCCAGAACGGAGGUACCUGUGUAGCGAACUACAAGUAUCACUCGUUUGACUGCCGUUGCGAAGCAGGUUUUUUCGGAGAAUUUUGCGAAAAAGGUAAUUGUCGUGCUUAACUCAAUUCAGACCGGGGCAGCCUUGGAAAAAAAGUUGAAUAACUUGAAAGACGUUCAAGCUAGGACCACCAAACUUUGCAGCUUUUCCUUAAAUUUAUCAGGAAACAUUUUUAAGUCAUUGUGACGGGUAGGUCAACAUUGAUGUUACCAUGGCAACCGAGAUUUGACAGCCUGGUUCUUCAAAAUUUGCAUUUCUCCAAAAUAUAGGUUUUGUUUCUAUUUUUACUGAUUGAAUUGUUAUAUUGCACCAGAAAUGGCGUCAGACUACGUCAUUGUGUCAAUCAACUUAUGAACAGAAGUUGGAAAUGAUGAGGAAAUUGUUGUGUGUAAUUUUAGUGGCCAUAGACUGAGUUGUUUUGAAGUUCUCGAGGGGACCUCCUAAGUCCCCUCCAGUCGCAGGAAGCAAAAAAAAGCCCGGUCCGAAUGGGGACAAAGACAGAGCCUUUAUGCAAAGUCGGUUAAGUCCUUAUAAACCAUAUUUUUAUCUUAGUUUAGUUAGUUUGGUCUAAAUACAAAAACAAAACGCGUGACUAAUAACCUGGUUUUUGAGAACCUGUUAGGCUGAAAUUUGUUAUAGUUAGGCCCCCUCUAUACAAGAAGCUGUUCAGCCUAAAAUUUGAAACAGGUUUUUAUUUCCUAAAAUCUUUUUCAAAAAUUGGUAUACUUGGGCAAAUUCUAUAAGUCAACAUUCAGGAUCCUUUUUGGAGACAUACCAGUUGCCUUAUUACUCCACCUGCAAUUGUAAUGGUAUACAGGUUUAACCUAAGGAAUUAGCUGAAUACCACUAAAUAGCUUAAUUUUCGCUUCAAUGUAUUUUUUCUUCAGUAAAUAAGAACCUGUUUAAGAGAACCGAAAUAUAGCCUAAAUUUGUGCUAAUUAUCAUAUGUAAGAACCUGUUUAGGCUAGCUUGGGAAAAUGCAGAUUCUUAGAUGCGGGCUUUUACUAAAACUGACACUGUCUCCUUAAACGUCGAUGCCGCAGGCGUGAGAAGCCGUAUAUUUAUUGUCAAGUGUACAAAAAAACUCAGAAGUCGCCCUUUGGCGUCUUAUUCACCUGAUUUGGUAAAUUGGGAAGAUUAAAACUUGUUUCAUGACGGUCAUUAAUUGUCAGAAGUGGAUCUCUCUAAAAAUGAUUUGCUCAACGCAUUUGCCCCUGGAAACGAAUUCGUCAGAUACAAACAAGCAAAGUUAAGACAAAAUUUUAAAACUUUUAUUUUUUAAAAAAACAUUGAACUUCAUCUUUCGCUUUCCCCCCUUUCCGCUUCUUUUUCUCUCUCUCGUCCCCCUACCCCCAACCAUUUUUUCUUUGUUGGCUGGCCAUUCACUUGGCUUAAUUUCGGCGCAAAAAUAUUCCUCCUGCACACAAGUCUCGCGUCAAAGUUGGGUAUAACCUUCGUGUAGACGUUUUCUAUCCCGUUUGUUGCAUGCGUGCAACAACAGAAAUAGAAGACGUCUGCAUGCAGGUGGUUAAAUUGGCCAAUGACCAUUAAAAUUGAUGACGUCACAAGUGGUGCGAGGAGCGUGGUCCGACACGGGCAGUUACGGGUAGUUCAGGUGUAAGUUUGCUAAUCUUAUUUGGAUUUUCUUUUCCUGUCUUCCCCUUACCUAUCCGUCCGUGAUAAAGUGAGAGAAAUAAGUUGAGUUAAAUACGUUAACUACUUCAAUCUUUUUUUUCAGUUGCAAAGUCAUGCCAAGACGUUUAUAAUCAGCUCGCAGAAAAGUGAGUAAACCAAUGCAUAGUAAUUUAAUUAGGAUUAUAUGGUCAGUAAGUUCGGGGGAACAUUCGGAGUUGUCAGUACUGUGCAGUUAACCGCAAUUAUGAGCCACAGAACAGCCAAAAAUCAUUCGUUAAUCCUCAAAAAUAGAGACACAAUUUGCGUUGCAGUGAAUGUCGAUAUCACUUGUAUCACUUGUAUCGUGGCUGAUGGACUCUAUUUCAGCCUUUGUUCUCCACCCUGGAGUCUUAAUUUUAUUAGAAGCCUAAAUCGACGCAAAAUCUGUUGAAUCUUUUAAAACAAAUGCCUGAGUUCGUAUUAUUCAGAUAGUAUAAACCAUCAACUAUGAACACCAGUAUCCACUGAAGGCCCUCCAGUAAAAAAGUUGUUGAUGAAAUGCAGUGGAACCCCGCCCUUCUGCUUCAGUACGAACACCCGUAUAAAACGAACGGUUCGUUUGUACCGACGAAAAGUUCACAUAUUUGCUCAUAAGUUAGCUUGGUUAAUACGGAAAACAAACACUUUUCUGUGUCCUGAGUCACAAACCCUCAUAUCAAUUAUCGUCAACUCGCCCAGGGGAUACUCAAUAAAUUUCCAUACGGGGAGGCUCAGCCUCGACGUCCAACUCAUUUGGGGGAACGUGUUACCUUUUUACACAUCAUUUUUGACAGAAAAGGUACUUUUUUCCUAUAUCGGCCAUUCCAUUCAUCUCUUGAACGAGGGGUUAAGGCAUUUUAAAAACGGCUAACAUACAAGGGUCAAACAUGGGAAGAAAGACUGCAGCCUAAUCAAAAUCAAACUUGUCACGCUAUUUUGCAUAUUUAUUUUUGUUUUUCACGGGCGUAGCGUCCUUUACGCAAAUACGCAUGCGCGUACUUGAGAAAUUGAUAAGAUUUUUUUUAAAGGUUUUCUGAGUGUCGACGUGACUUGACUUUGUACAUGUAUUGUGCAGAUUUUUUCCUGUCUGUCUCUCUGUUAUUCAGCAUCCUCUUUUAAUACACGUAAACACAAUAGUUUGAGUAGUGGAAUGUAAUAAAUUCGAAACAUUCUUGAAUAAAUUUUGCCUUCAGGCGAUCCCACAAUAUAUUGCUUAUUCAUGAAAAUCGGAAACUGAAAAUCGACCAUGACUGACCAAUCAUUCCUUUUAAGAUUUAUCUGAAAGGUUUUCCUAUUCAAGUGCUUUUUCAUUUUUUUAGUUUUCUCUCUCUCCCCAUGAAUGUCGAAAAAGUCUAUCAAAGACUACUUUGAUGUCCUCAACUGGAACGUCAUGGACCAAACCAUGCCGACGAUAACCCACGUAAGCAGGUGCACGUUUGGCGCGGUAUCAACAAGAAUUUUGCAAGAAAUUUACUCCUAGCGAACAGACGUAGUAUUUGUUUCCAGUGAAAAUUUUUUACAAAAAAUGCGCCUCGCUUUGUGCUGUUAAAUAUUCCUGUACCAGCUCAAAGAAGGACGUUUUAGAAGCUUUUUUUUGAAAUCACGUUUUAUUGUAAAUAAGCCUGUAAGCUGGUAGUUAUGGAUUAAAGGAAAUCAAAAACGUUAUUUUGUACGAGGUUUUUAAAACCAUAUGGACCCGUGUACGUGCUUGUCAAAAUGUCCACGCUACACCCCUGUUUUUAGUAAUAAAAUCGUGUUAACCCACAGAAAUCUGUAAUUAUUUGAACAGGGUUCAUUGUAUGCAAUUAGUGCAUGAUUGUGACAAGGAAAUAGACAGUGUGAAGCGAGUUGGCCAGUGGUCACCAGUGUCCAUAACGCUUGGGUUGACGAUAAAUGAGCUUCUCUGACUUAAUGAGUCAUAGAAAAGUGUCCGUUUGUCGUAUUAACCGCCGUGUCCGUUUUAAACGGGUUGGAGAAAAUAUGUGAGCAUCAAUAAGCAUGCAAAAUUACAGGAUGGCUUACACCUUCUGAGUAGUUGUCAAAAACAGCUAGUCCAAGUCUUAAAGAUAGUUCGCAGGUAAAAUAGAGGCGUGAACUGCAUCUCGCCUUUCUUGUACUUUGCCGGCAGAUGAGAAAAACAACAUCAUGUCACCAUUUUCGUUUCGUUCGCCCCAUAUAUAUGUAGAGUCCUUAAGUGUAACGUCAUAAAAAAACUAUGGAAUUUGUUGGGAUAUUUUGAAUAAACAACAUCUGAGUUGCAGGGUUGAGUUGCUUUUACAAGAGCAACUUUAGUUGUACUUUGUCGUAGCGAGAACGGUACAGCCGUUCUGCCUAUUGUGUUUUGAACUUGAACAUAAAUACCCACGUGGCGGAUCGAAAUUCUUGUUUUCCUAUUGGCUACUGAACGUAACCAACUUACGGAUUGUGUAUUUCGAUUCUCUUCUGCUUCAAGCUAAAGGUGUGUUUUUUUGGAAAGCAUUUAGAGAAAAUUUCAGCACUUUAUUUUAUGGAAGAGUUCGAAGACUCAGGUUAAUAAAUGCGCACAGAGUUUCCGUACACUCCCUCUAAAAACUUAGGUGCGCAAUGUUGAACUUUCUACUGUGUGUUUGGUUCUUUUUAGUGCGUGUGUUGAUUUUCAUAAGGUAAAACGGGGCCUCCCCGUAAAAAAAUCCAUAGCAAUAGAAGGGGGUGGUAGGCCUACACGACUUUUACCUCAUGCCAAAAUGCUGCUUAUUCCAAAACGGGGACUACCCGUAAAAAAAUCCAUAGUGCCAACCUAGACUGCGAACAAUCUCUUAUUUUUUUUUGCAAAGUUACUGCACGCGAAACCUAAGCACGCGAGCAGCGAGAAACGAGGACAUAAGCCCAAGAAGAAAAAAUAAGAGACUGCUGACUCUUUUGUUUUGUCUGGGGACAAAGAAGCUGUCGAGGUGAUUUAAUUAAUCAAUUAAACCCGAAUAACUUGUCUCAAUCCCUUAUUGUAGUAAUAAAGUCGUGGUUAGCAAUCGCGCUGGAUGACAUAAGAACUAUACGGAUUUUAAGAGAAAAGGCGGACUGCAAGCAGUCUAGUGCCAACCUGCAGGAUUUUUUUUUAUAUUUCUGGCGUUCCGAUGGGACGAUGAUAUAAGGGCAGCUUUUAUACCAAAAUUACUGGCAAGAAUUGCAAUAAAUCAUUUGUAAAUAUUGUUUUUAUUCGAGGACAGCAUUUACUAGUAAUCAUGUUUGCUUCUAUCUGCGGCUUUAAAUCGAGGGCGGCCAUGGUUUAAUUAAGUAGAUACCGUAAAAUUCCGAAAAUAAGCCCUGGGGCUUAUAUUUUUCAAAGGCCCUUUUUGACGGGCUUAUUCUUGGAGGGGCUUAUAUUCGGGGGGUCUUAUCUACGGAGGGAAAUUUGCGUUUCAAAACCGAUUGGGUUAGCCUCAUAGUUGGAAGUAAAUUUACCGUUUUUGCUUUGUUUUACUUUGUAUUUGAGAGCAAUUUUCCAAGUACAAGCCCCCAGGGGACUUAUAUUUGGGAGGCGAUUUAACGGGGGUUUUUUUGCGUUACCAGUUUGGGGCCUUAUAUUUGAGGGGCUUAUACAUGGAGGGGCUUAUUUUCGGAAUUUCACGGUAUGAUUCUCUUCAAUCGUUGCCGGCCUCCCCCCCCCGGCCAAAAAAAAAAUUAGUUAAAAACCAAAACAUUUGGGAGAUUUAAAAAUUAUAAAAUUUACGUAAGAAUGACGUCAGCAAACAUGACGUCAUAACUGAAUAUUUUGAGACAUGCUGGUAACUAAUUUGAGUGGCCUGACAUUUUGCAUUUUCAACUUUCGUGAAAAACGCUAAAAGGUCCACAAAGUUAUUGUAAAAUAACUCCCAGUAACGUGAUGAGGAACCUGACAAGAAAUUUAGAUUUGACUCAAUCUGUAUUGAAUUCGAUGAAAAAGCGAACGUUUUUUUAACAACCAGUUAAGGCACGUUCCAUUUGUUUCUCCAACUGUUAAGAGCCGUGGCAAAAUUAAAAUGAGAUUUCAUUUUGUACAGGUUGAACGUGACUCAGUUCGUCACUCUUCUCCUUGACUCCAAACUAGUUUCAGUUCUCUGUCACUUUGGCAAUUUUGGGUGCGGAGAUGGAGGAUGGACACCGGUCAUGAAGAUGGACGGCAGCAAGGUAAAACAUGUGUAUUCGGCAACGAGAGUGAAAAAAAUGUAUUAUAAUUAAAUACAGGUUUGCUUAUGUCAGCGGUAAUUUUCCAUUAUCCUAACCUGCGAAUACAGCCAUUUCUCCUUGUUCCUCGCCGUUGAGGAUGUUUCGCCAGGAGGAACGUCUGCGCCUCAGCGACAGAAAUUCCAUGCUGAUGACGUAAAAACUGUCCCGAUUCUGGUCAGGAGCUCUGAUUAGUCGACAUAGUAGUUACAUUGUUUUACAUAUUGUUUUCGAAUGACAGACAAAGACAAAAAGCCACAAAGGCCAAAUGUAAACGGGGUUGUAAACGUGGGUGUAUCCGCCACUACAAAAAACUGUCAAUAUUCCUGGAAUAUAUUCUUCUCUAGAAAAGCAUCUGAGUUUUGCUGGAGCUCAUUCGCAAUAGAACACAAAACUUUACCAUAACCGACCAGGAGAAACAUAAAUUCACUUGGUACCCACUGACUACAUCAUGUAAACAUUGAUUUACGUCAUCAAUAUGGAAUUUCUGUCGCUGAGGCGCAGACGCUCUACCUGGCGAAACGUCCCUAGCGAUGAAGAGCAAGGAGAAACGGCUGUAUUCGCAGGCUACAAUUAUCCCGAAAAAUGUGACAGAGCAUCUUGGCUAUUAAAGAAAAGCAAUAAACUACGCAUUUCGAAUGGGAAAACGGAUGAAUGAAAAAGCAUGCUUUACACUUUAUCUCUCGAAUAUUUCCUAGUAUUCACUUUACUAGACGAGUGAGCGGAAAUGAACAAAGUUUAGGGAGUCGAUUAUCAUGUAAAACCGACGUAGUUACGUACACUCCCCUGUUUGCAGAUUCACGUCGCUGAGUACAGUUGAACCUUCCCUGAAGGGCACUGACCUCCUGUGUCCGGCUUACACUCAGUAGAUGAUGGGAGUCACUGUGUCUUUCUUCUUUUCUCAAAUUAUAAUGAGCUUUUUUCUGUUAAGAAAAGCUCGUGCCCAAGGACAACAUUGUUGCCAAAUGGCGUCCCCAAAAACGCCAGUUUCAUUUUCUAGACACAAUUUGUUGUAUAAAAUUAUAAACUUUCAACAGGGUUGGAUCCUACUUUCAGAACGUUCAGCAAAUUAAAGUGAAAUUUACAGCAGCCUCGACCUUAUCAUACAAUCGAACCUCCCGUAAGUGACCACCCAAAAUGCACAGGCUUGGUGGUCGCUAACGAGAGUCAACCUAGAAUGGAGUGGUGUAUUUAUUAUAAAAAAAAUAAUGAAAGUUUACUUUCCCCUGCCAAUUACUAGCUAAUAGGUUUUAUUGACAAGAUCAUUUAGCUAUUCUAUGUGACAGUUCAUUUGCGGAAGUGCACUUAAUUAGAUAACGCGCGUUAUAAAUUUGGGGUUAGAAAAUUUUACUUGUGUACGUGACUUCUUGUACAGAAAUGUCCCUGAAACGUCUGACAAACAAAAACUUAACUUCUUAAACUGAAACCUAGAAAUCUGAGUCUUUUUCUCAAGGGUAAUGGUUAAUAUUGUAGUUAUAAAUCGAACUACUAAACACAGUCAUAGAUGUGUAGACAUUAUGACAGCUAAAGAAUAAAUGCUUUUUUGUCCAUUUUACCGUGAUGUACUUCACUGUUUGGUAAGACCAUGUGUCAAGUGGUCGCUUACCGGAGGUUGAAAACAAUAGAAAAUUCUAAAACUGUCAGCCGAAAUAGUGGUCGGGGUCGCUUGCGGGAGGAGGUCGUUUACCAGAGGUUCCAGUAUGAGGCUUUGACUGAGGACAUUUUUGGUGUUUUGGGAAGGUGGUCGCAUGCGGGGGUUCGACUGUAUUUGAAAAUCUCUCGCCCCAUUCUUUCUAGUAUGUGAGUAACCCAAAAUUUCACACAGCAAGAGCCUCAAACGAUGACUCCUUUUGAUUUAACGUUCGAUCUGAAGAAAUCUGAUCAUGUGAUUAUUAGACAAACCACAGCAGAAUAAUAAUAAUAAUAUGAUUAAAAGCAGUGUCACUCUAUUUCUCCUAUCCAGAAGACAACCUCGUUCCCAGGGUCCUCUCGUACUCCCACCAGGGGAAGAGUAGGUGUGGAGCCUGGGAACGAGGAUAGGCGAAUUAACAAAUCAUGCUUAAAUCUAAUCAAUCUUGACCUAUGAUAGAGACUGUUUUUUUGUCAUAAAUUUUAUCACAGCAAACGUUUCACUACGACUCCAGUCUCUGGAGAAACAAAGAAGCCUUUAAACUUGACGGAGGGAGGACUGGGUUUGACUCACAGGAGACUAAACUUCCCUCCUACUGGAACGCAUCCUUUUCCAAGAUCUGCCUUGGUAUAAAGAUCAACAACCAGAUCAAGUUUAUUGUCAUCAACAAGCAGGCGAACUCCUUGUACUCUCUGAUCGCUGAUGGGCUACACCGCAGCACCUCACUGGGUCGUGACACGUGGAAGUCGCUGAUUGGCUCCGAGGCCUCCUUGCAGAUUGGUUGUAACAGGGAAGGAUUUAAUGCCAAGAGUGACGAGCAGUCUUUAGGUAAAGACCUGGCUAAAGCAAGAAUCGGUAUCAUUGGUAAUGAAAUAAACGUUUGUAGUCAAUGUGACUCCAGAAUUGGGUUUGGUACUGGAGGGCUCCAUGAUGACAGCAAUACAUGUGGGAAUGAGAAUGCUGAAACCGGAAAGCAUACAAAGGGACUAGGUUACAUCCUAGUACAGUGAGACGGUAGUACCAAGUUCACUCUAAAAAGCUUAAAGUCCUUUGAAAAUCAUGUUAACUUAGCAAUUUUGGCAGUCGACUCUUGUCUUUAUGAUAACUGGCCACCGAUGCCUCGUUUAAAUAAAAGUAAAUAAAUUUUUUAGUUCUGCAGACGCAAUCGUAGCAAAGAGGACUAUAUAUAUAUCUUUGCUUAACAUGUGCAUCAGUUAUUAAUACCGUAAAUCACAAUAGAUAACAAUGGAUAAGUGUAGUGUUUUUCAUUAGGGCACUGAGCAAAUGGUAUGACAAAACAGGUUGAGCAAGUUAAGCUCUGCUAAGUUUCCUUGCCCCAGAAAGAAUUAUAAUAGGGUCUGGAAUGGAAGGGGGGUCUGGAUCACGAAUCACGGGUUAAAUUUCGGUACAUUCACGAAUCACGUUACCUUUUAGAGUCCGUCACGAAUCACGAACUGAUCAAGUCUAUCAAUGACCGCUUAGUGUGGUUGCUGGACUUGAACUACUGUAUUGGCAAGAGUUGGUCUGAAAUGACCCCGGGUUGCAAUUGUUGGAAGGAAACAAAAAGUAUGUAUGGUGAUCAAACUGACGAUUCUAUACUUGUCUGUUUGAGCGAAUAAAGGAAGACAAAAUUGAAUCUAUUCUUUAUUUUAGUGCGAUUUAAUUGUUAUAAUAAUGCUAAUAAGACUUUCGCUUAUUUUUAUUUUUUUUAUCUCCUUCCUCUAACAUCGCAAAACUGUUAUAAUAGACUUUACUCAAGAUGCUCGGCAUCUUUUUGCAAAGCGCUUUAAUUUAGGAUUGUUGGGUUAAAAGCCAUGCUACGUGGUAUUUCAAACAAGUGAAACAUUUUGUCAAUACGAGUAAUCGCGGUCAAAAGCGACGCGAACAUUCUAGCCUUGAAAAAUGCAUGAUUAGAAAUUCGACAAGUUUUACAGCAUCAUAACAUUAACCUCACAUAAGAAUCUAAAGGAUAGUUUAAACUGUUGUUAUAAUUUAAACAUGGCUUGUAUUGUUGCACAGUAAAAAAAAAAAAACUUGGAAAUGUGACAUUUCUGUUUCUUUUUCUUUCCGAUUCUGUAACCCUAACAUUAUGAAGCAAAACUUUUAUGGAAUCUAUCAUCCUGUGGCAAAAGAGCUUCCUCUAGUCAUGUCCAAUACUACCGCACCAUUACGGACCGUUAAUCAGGGGCACCCAACGUCAAUUUUUGUAAAAUAACUGUUCGGAAGACGAUUUGAGAUCUAGAAUUUUCGGAACAUUUCUUGUAAAAUUUCUUGCCUGCCUGCCUCUUCUAGGAUUUUCGAACAUCUAAAAAAUGGUAUGAUUACCCUUCUUUAAGGGAUUUUUAUCCUCAAAAGGUCACCUAGAAUUUUCGGGAGCCUUUUUUCUGGCUGAAAUUUUCGAAAAGGUAAGUCUUGAUCACUAUAAUUUUCGGAUCACUAUAGACUUUCAGCUAGGAAAUCCGAACAGAUUAAAAUUUUUAGGGGAUAAAAAUAUAUCUACCAUUUAAAUACUAAAAUACAUUCAACAAUGCUAUGUUUAAGUGGUUUUGCACUAUAUUCUCGUUGGGUGCCCCUGCGUUAAUGAAGAGCAGUUGACGGAUCGUACGCUCCGGUCCGUAUAAACCAAGAAAGCACUUUUCAAGAAGUUGCUUUGUAAUUAGAAUAUUCAUACCGGAGGAUGGGUUGCAAGAAACCUUUCAUGCGCGAUUUCCGGUUACGGUCAAGUCAUAAUUGUGACUACGCUAUAACUUGAGGUUUUGCUCGAGGCUUCGCCACUCGUGGUUUCGGCCUUUUGCCGUAGAUGACACCGAAAUAUUCUUCCGCACGCGCGGUUGUCGUGUUGACGUGGCAUAACCAUAUACCCAUACGAGUGGAUCUGUAUGGCUGUUCUGCCUCCCAACUAAAAGUUCACUGAAAAUUUACCGAAUAUAAUAUAGAGCUAGGCUGUGAGAGUAGAGGGAACCGAUUUUUUAGCGCCCUCGUUUGUUUCGCUUACUCUUUGUGGAGAAAGUAAGAGUUGAAGACUGUAGUUUCAAGAUCAUUUAUGUAAGUACCACUAGCAGUAACCAAUGGUUAAGAAGUGCGGGCGAGCAUUUGAGUUUACCUUAUAUGACUGAUGUUGAGAACGGCUUUUAUAAUAAGUAAAUAGUAGAUCAUCCAAGCGUGAAUAAGAGAUUUAGCUCUUUUUGUUCCAGAGGAAAUUGUCACCGGAUCAUGAACGUGGAAAUUGAAUUAAACAACACCAGUUGACCAGACACAGAUUUGAUUUGACCAUUUUAUUCAAAAGGACAAUCGGCCAUUUUAAAAGUGUGGUUUUAAUUAGAGUCCUAGCCUUUGAGUGGGUACAAAAACAUUCCAAGAAUGUGGACAGAUUUUACUAAAACCUUCAUAUACAAAUUUAGAAAAUGCCGGUGACCACCCUUCAAAAAUACGUCCGCGGGCCUGCUGUUGCUCGCCCGCAAUAAAUCCCGUCGGCUUUCCACCCUUAUGAUGCGAAAAAAAAAAAAAAUAAAUAACAACAAUUGUUGUCAUCAUUAUCAUCAUAACAAUUAAGUAUUUGUAUAUCAUGCACUAUUCGUGAGAAUUAAACAUCAUGCAAACAACUUCAAAGAGCUCUAGACCCAGCCUUACAAAACACAGCAGGAUAACAGGACCCAAUCAUCACAUUGGCGGACUCCAGACCCAAACGGCAUUUCGAACAUAAGCACGUUUAAAGUGAAUGAGCUAUUGAAUGCGUCAGUGUUACCUUAUCAAGAAUCUACUCUUGUUUAAUUUUGUAUAUAAACAUGAUGAAUGUUAUUAUACAAAAUAAUUAUAGUGGCUGAAACGAGAAACACUGGGCACAGAUGAUUUACCCUUGUACACGCUCAAACUGAGGUCCGAUUUCGUCUCUUGUUAAUUGUCUUGCUUAAUACAGUCGUGAACGGUAUGUUUCGAUUGCUUUUUGUAAAUUUCGAUUUUUCUUACUGUCGUUCAUAUAACUUUACCCUAAAAAACUCGGCUUUAUCUAAGGUUGAACUUUGCGUUACUACGUUAGUAUACUUUCCCAUGGGAUAUUUUCAGUCGUUGUAAAUGUCAUUUGCUAUUUAAUAAAUGCAUUUGAAUGAUGAUACGAAUAUAUUCGCUUGUGAUUGGUGUAUUGACGGUAUUAUAACCGCAAACAAGCAUGCUUGAAAAUGUUGUUUUGAUUUGUGGGCACUAUUAAUCUUUAGGGUAACAUAGUAAGCUUUUUAUCUUCAUAUUGUCUUUUUCCUCUGUUGCUAGUUAUUUUAGCAAGAGCCUGGCCAUGAAAAGUAUUUUCAGGUAAUGCGUCUUAAAUUCAGUUGGGAGUGAUCAAGUCAGAGCGCACUAGAGAUUCGACUCUGACGGUCUUGAAAUAACAGAACUUAGGAGAACAAGAAGCUACCUGAGCAGUAGCGUUUUGCACAGCUGUCAAAUUACGUGCUAAGUAAGCCAUAUGGUAACGAGUCAGGGGCACCCAACGAGAGUAUAGCUCAAAACCACUUAAACAUAGCAUUGUUGAACGUUUUUUAGUAUUUAAACGGUAGAUAUAGGCAUAUUUUGAUCCCCUAAAAAUUUUUCAUCUGUUCGGAUUUCCUAGCUGAAAGUCUAGUGAUCCGAAAAUUAUAGGGAUCAAAACUUACGUUUACAUUUUCGAAAAUUUCAGCCAGGAAAAGGCUACCAAAAAUUCUAGGUGACCUUUUUAGGGUAAAAAUCCGUUAAAAAUGGACAAUUAUACCAUUUUUUAGAUGUUCGAAAAUCCUAGGAGGGGCAGGUAAGCAAGAAAUUUUACAACAAAUGUUCCGAAAAUUCUAGAUCUCAAAUCGUCUUCCAAACAGAUAUUUUUCCGAAAAUUUACGUUGGGUGCCCCUGACGAGUAAGCAACACCGUACGAAUUCAGAAUCGAAGCAGGGACACAUUUUCUGGCACGAUCGCUUACUUAAUUUUAACGGCCUAUAAGAAUUAUCUAAUCGCUGAAUUUCAACAGAGUAAAAUUCAAGUUAUUGAACGAUACAUUCUAAUCGGGCCUUUUAAGAAGGCUGAAAAAGAUAUAUAAGUAAAUGCUUUUUUGAGAAUUCUUUGAUCUUUGAUCACAUAGCAUUAUUUCACUUACUCGUCAACGCUAAGCUAGUAUACUGGUUCGCUCAGGGUCUGCAUUCGUGUGGAUCGAUACAUUUUAUGAUCUUUUAUGCAAUUUUUUACAUAAAGUUCAUCAGUUGCCUCAGAUGACCAAACCAUUAUAGUAAAACUGAUUAAGUUUUAACUAAGACUUAAUCUCUCACGCAGACAUUCUUAGGGCUUCGUGUUCCGGAUCCUCAGUGCCCCCGGCCAAGUGUGGAAGCCGGCCAGAGCAGGUGUGAGGAAGCCCAAAGAACGUCUGCGUGGAAGGACAGUGCGUUUUGACUUCCUUUUUCUUUUGCAAUUGGUUUUCUUCUGAUAAUAUUUAUCAUGAAAAACAUGUGAAUUGUCUUAAGAAAUCAAUCAAAGUAUAAUGACGUUGGAUGUUUUAAAAAGGCAAAGCAUAAAUUUCGAAUUCGCGAGCCAAAAAACACUUCGUCACAACUCGAGUUAAAAUUACAUACGUGUAAGACGCAAUGUCCAGAAAAAAGCCUCUUCUUGUAACUACUGACCUGCUCAUUGAUAAAUAUCGCUAUUUCUUAUUCAGUGAGCACGAUUUUAAAAACAUAUGUUUUUUUCCUUGGUGAUAUAUGGUAUAUUCCCUCUUAUAGUCACACGAAAUUGGCUUAUUAACGGAUGAAGGCAAGCAAGCACUUCUAGAAAUUAAUUGUUUUCGUGGGUGGACAGAAAUUUUGUCCUCUAUAUAUUGCUAUUGUCGACAUCUGUACAGUUGUAGAUAAUUGUUUUCAGCGCUAAUAACUACAAACUACGCCCCGCAUUUAGAAAGGAAAAAAAUCAAAAUGUGUCGCAUUUCGAGUUUACGUGAAAUAGGUUUGGAGAUGUUGGUAUUAAGUUUUAAUACCCAUACCAGCUUGUGAUUGUCACACGGCAUGUCUAAAAACCAGCUUGCUGAACCAUUUACCGUGUUUAAAUAAAGUUGAUUGAUUGAUUGAUUGAUUGAAAGUUUCUCUAUUAACUCUUUCCUUUAAUCGCCGAGUAAUAAACAAAUAAAUUGUCAAGAGCUAAAAUUCAGCUGGGUAUUGUCAUAACACUGAGCUUAAAAGUUGUGAAUAUAACUGACUUCUAUUCAGCUGUUCUCUUUUUAAUGACACUUCCUUUUUAACGACAGAAAUGAAUUAAUAGAGCUGAAAAACAACACCAUCUGAGCUUAUAAGUUACUGCAUAUAACUUUCUAUAUAGUGGUCGUCUUUUAUCUCUUAUCUUUUACAGUCAAACCAGGUCAAGCGUUCCCGUCGCUAACGAACUAAUGAAUUCAUUAACGAAAAAAUGAUUUCGUUUGUUGACUCAAUAAUCCAUUCAUAAAAUGAACAAUCCAAUAUUCAUAUUUCGCCUCGAUUCCAUAAUCGAAUGUUGAUUCAAUUACUGUUUUUUGAAAAACUGCAGUUUCCACAAGUCGACCUCAGAAUUUUGUUUUUCUUCUUUUUUACUAAGAGACCUAAGAGUCGAGUGCGGGCGAGUUCUUAAGUUCAAACCCAAACAAACUGUUCCACGUACGCCAUUUUGCUGCCAGUAAUCAGUGCAACAGACCUGACCUCUUAGAAAACACGACGGUCAAACUGAGGUCACUGUAUGAGCGGUGAUUGGUGGAUUUCGAUCCUCGGCCUUUGUCAGUUUCUUUGCGUUUGCGGUCUGUCUAUUCUAGCUGUUAUUUUGAUUAAAGGCAAUGAAAAACGCAACCGUUAACCGCAGGAAAAGGGAAGCUAAAUACGAUUGAACACAACAGACGAGAAUAAAGAACAGGUAGAUUUUGUUCAUAAACCAAAUCAAUAUUUCAUUAUUGAAUCGAGGUCCAAUUUGACUGUUGGAUUAUUCAUUUUAUGAAUGGAUUAUUGAAUCAACAAACGAAAUCAUUUUUGCAUUAAUGAAUUCAUUAGUUUGUUAGCGACGGGAACGCUUGACCUGGUUUGACUGUAACGUCAAUGAAUGUAUUAACAAAGCUACAAAUAAGCCCAGGGAUCAAUUUAAUAGAACUUUUAUACGUGCAAUUUACAAGUGUAGCGCUGCCAUUGUUUUAGAGUCUGAGAACAAUGGCUAUAACUUACAGUCAAACCAGGUGAAGUGUUCCCGUCGCUAACGAACUAAUAAAUUCAUUAACGGAAAAAUGAUUUCGUUUAUUGAUUCAAUAAUCCAUUCAUAAAAUGAACAAUCCAAUAUUCAUAUUUAGCCUCGAUUCCAUAAUCGAAUGUUGAUUCGAUUACUGUUUUUUGAAAAACUACACUUUUUUUUCUCCUUUUUUUCUAAGAGUCGGGUUCGGGCGAGUUCUGAAAUUCAAACCCAAACAAACUGUUACAUGUACGUCUUUUUGGGCGCUUUCCAUUUACGAAAAAAACCCGGAAAUUUCGGUGGUAGCAAAAGUGGAAUUUCCGAUUGGUAAAAAGUUGUUCCAUUUGGUCGUAAACCCCGGUACGUGGCCGGGUGCCCGACCGUGGACCUGGAACUGGUACAAACUACAAGAAACGUCAAUGGAACACGACAUUCCGUUCGGAAAUUCCAACCGGGAAAACGGGACCACCUUUUUAGAUUUUCCACUUUUUCUGGGAAUUUUCCAGUGGGACGAACCGACGAAACGUGUUCCAUUUACCGCCGAACCGGAAAUUCCGGAAAUUUUGACUAAAUGGAAAGCGCCCUUUGUUUCCAGUAAUCACUGCAACGGACCUGACCUCUUAGGAAACACGAUAGUGAAACUAAGGUCAGUGUAUGUGCGGUGAUUGGUGGAUUUCGAUCCCCGGCCUUUGUCAGUUUCUUUGCGUUUGCGGUCUGUCUCUUCUAGCUGUUAUUUUGAUUAAAGGCAAUUACAAUCGUGAACGGCAGGAAAAGGGAAGCAAAUAAGAUUGAACUCAACAGACAAGAAUAAAGAACAGGUAGAUUUUGUUCAUAAACCAAAUCAACCUUUAAUUAUUGAAUCGAGGUCCAAUUUGACUGUUGGAUUAUUCAUUUUAUGAAUGGACUAUUGAAUCAACAAACGAAAUCAUUUUUCCAUUAAUGAAUUCAUUAGUUUGCCAGUGACGGGAACGCUUGACCUGGUUUGACUGUAACACUCAUAACUGGGCAAACAUUAAGAUAAAUAUUUACCAAAUCAACAUUGCCCGACAACCGCAGACUCAUAUUCAGAAAAUAGAUGUGAUAUAUAUUAAAAUUUGAAUAUACUCAAAGAAGUAUAAGCCUAAAUACAAAAAUGUUUAAUGCCUUGUUCGGUAGUCUAAUAAAUAUCUGGUAUACAUUCAAAAUUUUUAAAAGUUGCAUUAGAGAUGGUCAAGCCGUACUUAGAUCUGCGGUUCUAGAUUUCUCUAGUUAGGUUGCAUGAAAAUUUACUGCAGCUGUCAUUUUGUCUAUUUAAAUGUGUCAAGAAGGUCUUAAACAUACUAGACAAUUAAAAAAAAAGAAAAGAAACGAAGCAAAAAGAAAGAAAUCUAGGAAAACCGCCUUGAAUAUGUUUAUGAAACAUUUAGUUAACACUGAAUCUGAUCUUUCCCACAAUAAAUUUUGAACGUAACGUGUAAUUUCGCAGAAUCUAAUAUCAAUAUUAAUCCGUUUCGUGACUCACGCGUUUAUGUUUUACUUAAUUUCUUCUUGCUGUUUAAGGCGUCAAAAAGGUUUACACCUUAGGGUGGAAUUUACUAUUUAUAUGGGAAAACGGGACAUUCCGGUUGAAAAAUCAAAUGGUUUGUGUCAUUCCAUUUAGGAAGCUUCAGAGAAGAUUUAAGACGAAGAAAUGCCUUUGUACUCUUUUUAGUCUGUUCAGCCGAUUUGGAUAUAAUUUGUUGCCGCUCGUUCUCAAACUUUAUUCACCAUUCUCAGCGAGACCAUAAUUAUGCACCUUGUUUACCCCCUCCCCCACCCCCACCAUGUUUUUCAUUACCAUUGUUUCCAGUUUUUUUUCUCCUUUUAAUACAGUCGCCCCAAGAGAAAUCGAAGACAACUAUUAUGGCACAUUUUGGGGUGUAAACAAGAUACUUUAUGCUCUUGGUAAAAUUGUCAAUAGUUUUUAUAUCUAUGCACAAGAUUUCCACCCCGCGGCGGGUGGUUUGUGUGAACGAUAAGCAUCUCUCAGCUUCCACAAAUUGUUUAUUAGGUAUGCACAUCAGCGUACGGGGCGGGGGGCUGCAGCCCCCCCUGUUGGAAAAAAAAUAGUAUUAUUCGGGCAAAACUGAUGUACUGUUCGGGCAAAGACACGGUAAAAAAUAUUUUAUUAUUUAAUAUCUUGAUUUAUUUGUCUUCAUCCCGCAUCCCGCAAAAUGGUUUCCAUGACAUUUUACCUGUUCUAUAUAAAGUUACCUCCAUCCUGGUGUCGAAGUAAUCGUUCUUCACACUUCUUUUAGAGCCCAAAUAGGUACGUUUUAUCUCUCACUUCAUGGUUUUGUAUUUUAGAAAUGUUCAUCUCGAUUUACCGAAAAUAUUUGCACUACUUUGAACGCCCGUGCUCUCACGGCAUGGCGAAGAAAACUUGACGUCACGAAAGAAUCAUCUUGUGCACCUGUGACCGACAAGUUUCAUUCGGGCAAAUUAUGUUCAGCCCCCGCAACAAAAUUUUUACCGUACGCCGAUUGGUAUGGAAUACAACAGACGCGUUGAUCAGACAUAACAACUCAGGUUCGAUUGAUGAUCUUUCAUUAGCCUUGCCGCCUGAAGCGACAGACACACAAUUGAGAAGAAAUUCAUAAAUAAUGAACAUUUAAUAUUGCAUAUAAAUUAAAUUGAUGGUUUUUGAGAACACCUAUCGCUUUACCAAUUGCAAACACUCAGCGUUUCACAGUGUUUGUCAAGUUCCUCUAUUUCACGGAGUUCUCCAAGAGUCUCUUCACUAAUCGGGGAUGUUCUCUUUUUAAUUUUGCGCGUUGCCCCUCAUUCCAUUGUUUUCCUUGAUACCUAAGGCCACUUUUGCUCAAAUGGAAGGUAAGUUUUCUUUUACAUGUAUUUAUAUAGAAGGAUCGUGGGUGGGAGCGGAAUCAUGAAUCAUGAAUCAAUCAAAACAUGUCAGAAUCAUGUUAACCGACAACUUGGGAAUCAUGUAUCUUAAGGUGUUGUAAUUCGGCUCGGCAACCAUGAAUAACGAUACUCUGAGAAAAGCUCAACAAAAUACACGUCUGAAUUAAUUGCUUUUGAUCCAGGAAAUGCAGGAUAUGGCGUUUCUGAGAGUCCAAUUUUCAAUUUUUUUUCCGGGGAAGCAUGCCCCGGAGCUCCCCCUUAUCAUGCCUUUGGGGCUAACACUCACCUUGUUUCUUAAGUAACCUAGUGCUUAAUAUUGUAACGUUGUAUCUAAACUUUAUAACCAUGCUCCUAUCUCAUUAACUGAGUCUGUCUGGCAAUUUCGAUUAUGAUAUUAGCCGAUAUCUCAUUCCAACUAUUACAACAAAAAGCAUUGUAAAAAUUAUCGUAAGUCGUUUAACAUUAGAUUUCUCUUAGAUAAAAAAAGUAACACUAAUUCAGUCACAAGUGCAGAUCAAGACCUGUUUUCAACUUUAUGAAAGACCUUCAGUUUUUUGGAAGAAUAUAGUUUGCUUAGCUGCAGACGCCGAUUUUUGAUUGGAUGUUGUUAACCAAAUGGUUAAAUAAUAACUGAUUUAAAGAAGACUUGGUGAGCGUUUAUUGUUUAACGAUAUCCAAUCAAAAAGAGGCAAUCAGCGAGACGGUCUCUGGCUGGCACGUUAAAAGCAUCGUAAAAAUUAUCGUAAGUCGUUUAACAUUAGAUUUCUCUUAGAUAAAAAAGUAACAGUAAUUCAGUCACAAGUGCAGAUCAAGACCUGUUUUCAACUUUACGAAAGACCUUCAGAUUUUUGGAAGAAUAUAGCUUGCUUAGCAGACGCCGAUUUUCUUGGUCAAAAGGAGAAAUUUCGAAGUCGCGUGCGCAUACCCACGAAGGAUGAAAAGGAGAGGAGGUAUUGAGGUGACAGACCAACUCCCAAGAGGCACUUUUUCCAUGAACUGUCAGAGAACCUAGAAAGCGGACAACCAGGGCUUUCGCCGUAGACAUGCGUACCUCCUCUCUCCUUCCCCUUGUUCCCCUCUUGCACUCUAUGAAAACUAGCUAGGGAAAACUAACUGGCGUCUGCUACGCAGGCUUUUGUCAAUAAAAUAGAACACACUUUUAGGGGGUAAAAAUUCUAAAUACUUAUCGUGGACAUUCGCAGGUCGGGCCUUCAAUGCCUGUCUAGUAAGUGGAGCUCCAAGCGCGCGAAGCGCGCCUUAUUGGAGCCGAUAGGAGCCUGUCCGUCCGCACCACAGUGUCGGAGCUUGCAAGCUGAUAUUGCACAUCUAAUAUGUUGUUUUCAGUUUACAACCCUCACCGUAUUCGCGGGCUCAGGUGUCGACCCAUCAAGGUUACGUAUUUUUUAAGUUCACCGCUGACAUUUUACUAUUUUUCAACUGAUCGCAGGCUCAACUCCAGGUGGAUUUCUUUGCAAUGAUUACAAGUUUUUUCUUUGAAGUAUAUUAUGAAUUUACUAACGGGAGUUUCGCCCUUGGCCUUGGCUAAAUCUACAUAUUAAACAGUUAACUUCUCAAGCGAUCCACGCUUUCUGAGUGCGAAAGAAGUUUUAGUGUUCGCAACAUUCCAGCUGGAUUGCAAAAAAAGUUAAAUCCGAAAUUUAGAAGGACGUUUACAAGAGCCGAGGGUUUUGAUAAGGGAUAUUUUGAUAGAAUUUGGUUACGGAAUUUCUUCUCUGGUUAUGCUAGAUCGAGUUCCCUCAAUUUCGUCGUCAAGAAUAAGAUUGUGAACUAAAGAUAAUUUUACUUGUAGUUUUGAAUUGAAAAACGCAUGCCAUUGCCGUUCAAAAAAAAUAGCGCAGAAAAAAAAAAAUUCAACAACAUCAUAUAUAUUAAACAAUUAGCACAGAACUGAAACUUAAAGACCUCAUUAAAAUGCAAAGACGCUACUGCCCUUGGAAAUGAAAAUAGUACUAGUCACUCGGGGAUAGAAAUUCUGCAGACAAGUCAAGUUGGUUUGGUCAUCGUGAAAAAUUGUCUCUCCAGUCGCGACUCAGACUAUUAAACAGUGAUACAAUUGUAUAUCGAAGACCCUAGUACAAAGCGACGAUGCGGAGUAGUAAUACAGCCACGGAAUUAAAAAAGAGUCGUGACUCGAGAAAAGUAAACAGUGCAAACAAAUUGUCAUGGUCAUCGUGAGAAGAUUGUCUUUUGCUAGCUAGUUGUUUAUUUAACAGCUUAAGUACUGAAACAUCAGGAAAAGAUAUUUUGUUCAAGUGUCAAGGGCUGCAGACGGGCUGCAAGGUUUUCCAUUCCUUACCAAAACCACCCCACCCCUCCCUUAGUAGGCAAGCUUGUUACGCCAGCAGGUACCUAAAACAAACAACUCGCCGGCUGAUUUCUUCAACCAUGAUGGGUAAAUUGAGGUUGCAAAAAAGGACAUUUCUUAAUCCAGCCUACUUGGAGUUAAGUGCUCAAAUUUCGUGUCAACAUUCGUGUGGAUUAAUACAUUUUAUGAUCUUUUAUACAUUGUUUACAUAAAGAAAACUCAGAUGACAAAACCAGUAAAGUAAAACUGACUUAGCCUUUCACGCAGGCAUUCUUAGGGCUUCCUUAUGUGUUCCGAUCCUCAGUGCCCCUGGCCAAGUGUGAAAGCCGGCCAGAGCAGGUGUGAGGAAGCCCUAAGAACGUCUGCGUGGGAGAGUAGUGCGUUUUGACUUCCUUUUUCUUUUGCAAUUGGUUUUCUUCUGAUAAUAUUUAUCAAGAAAAACAUGUGAACUGUCUUCAGAAAGCAAUCAAAGUAUAAUGACGUUGGAUGUUAAAAGGCAAAGCAUAAAUUUCGAAUUCAGGAGCCAAGAAACACUUCGUCACAAUUCGAGUUAAAAUUAUAUUGGACGCAAUGCCCAGAAAAAAGCCUCUUCUUGUAACUACUGACCUGUUAGAAAUGCUCAUUGAUAAUUAUCGCUAUUUCUUAUUUAGUGAACAUGAUUUUAAAAACAUAUGUUUUUACCUUGGUGACAAUAUAUUGCCUCUUACAGUCAAAUGUGAUUGGCUUAUUAACGGAUGAAGGCAAGUAAGCACUUUUAAAAAUGAAUUCUUUUCGUGGGUGGACAGAAAAUCUUGUCCUCUCCAUAUUACUGUUGUCGACAUCUGAACAGUCGUAGACAGUUAAUUCAGUUCCAAUAACUACAAACUACAGUCCGCAUUUGAAAAGGAAAAAAAUCAAGUUGUGUCUCAUUUCGAGUUUACGUGACUGAAAUAUGUUUGGAGAUGUUGGUAGAGUAAAAUAAACAGUGUCAGAGAAAUACUAAAAUACUCAGUCUACGUGACAAACAUCUGGAAAUGUAUAAGUAGAAAACUGAUUCUAAAAUUAAGAUUAGCAAUUGCAUUUUAUAACGAAGAGGUAUAGCAGCGUUUUUUCAGAAGACACCAAAGUCACCCAUUUCCACAAAUUUCACCAACAUUCUCUUCAUUUAACAUGCGCAUUCUCAUCAUUUGCUUGUUUCUUCUCUUUCUGUUUUUAUUGAUGCCUUAUCCGCACCAUGCUCAACUGGAAGGUUAGUUUUUUCCUUGAUUAAAAUAAGUUUAAAAAAAUAAAACUAAAUUAAACCAAUCUAAGAAAUACGCAGACAUAACUCUUCCCGUUCUGAAUUAACUUUGUUUCAGUUUUCCAUGAAACACUUGUUGAUUACGUCGACAAUAUCUCUUUAUAGCCUUCAGGAAAGGAAGACAUACCACUGAUACCGCUUCCUAACAUUUUAUAAAAACAUUUGUUUCAAUGCGUCAUGCAAAUUCUGCCCUCAGUUUUCUUGACGAACAUUUAUUUGAAUAAAGCAUGGCGGAAUGAUGAGAAAGCAUAUUUUCAUGUUAGGGUUGUUUGCUUGUUAAUUGCUGUUGUUUGUUGUUGUUGUUGUUUUUCAGAGGUGUUACCUUUACCGACGGUUUAAAAUGCUUCGUAAAGCGUAAUUUCCUUAUAUUUUUCUUACUACCAUUUUUAAAUAUUAAGUUUUUCUUUUCUUGCUACAGAAUUCAACAACUUUUAUCACCCAGAAUUCCUUCAGGAUAUCUUCAUAAAAUACGAAUACCAUUAUUUAAACGCGACUAAAGUUGGAACAUUCACAGUACACAACAGCCUUGGCUGCGCCUUAAAAUGCCUCGGCGAUCCUUUCUGUUUGUCAGUCAACUUGGCUGCUUCCAAAGGAGCAGAUGGAAAGUUUUGGUGUGAGUUGUUAUCGUCUGAAAAAUACAGCAAUCCCAAGAUGUAUGAAGGAAAUAAGAGCUCGCAUCACUUAACCAUUAUGGUGAGACCUAUUUUCUAUUUUCAAUGAGCCAAAACAUUCAUUUAGGGUAUAGGUGACAAAUUAGAAAACAGUGAUAAUAAAAACGUACCUUCUGUUCAGACAUUUUGAAAGAGUACUUCCGGUUAGAAUGUUUUGAAAUUGGAAAAAAUCAAGGAGGACUAGGAAAAAUAUGGGUUGAGUUCAACAUUAUUUAUUAAAAAUUUUGAAUUUUACCAGGGAAAAUUGGGUUUCAGUUCACCGUAAUGGUGGUUACAUUAUAGUCAUUUUCGUCUGAGAUUCAUGCUAUCUAGCCAUCACUGUAAAUGAAGAGAUUUACGAAAGAAGGGAAAGAAAAAAACAACAAAAGAAAUAAAGAAAUGAAGAAACAAAAAGAACUCUAAUAAGAACGCUGAAAUCUGAGAAUAAAUAUGAUGAUGAUAUCUGUUUCGCAAACGGUUUUAACUGAAAAAGAAAAAUAAAGAAGAAAAAUAAAGGAAGAAAUGAUACUUUUGAAGAAUAAAAGAUAGCACUACUAACAUAACGCUCUUUUUUCUAUUUCAGAGUCCAUGUUUGUCUUCACCGUGUCAAAACGGAGGUAUUUGUACAGCAGACUUCAAAAAUCACGCCAAAAGUACCAUGAUUGAAUGUCCUUGCAAAGGAGGUUUUAGCGGAAAAUUUUACGAAAGAGGUAAUGACUGUGCUCUGAAAAUUAUAUGUGGAAAUGGUCAAUCCGUUUGAGAAACUUACCAUUUAUUAAUAAAUAUUCAGAAGAGGUGUGAAGACCUUUUGAAUCAAAACUGACACUUCACUUUCUCUACUAGUAAUGCUACUUAUCGAAUUGGUCGUGACACUCUGAGAACUUUAAUAGCGCGUGAGUUGGUUUAAUCAUAAAGCAUCAAUUUCUUGAUCACUCAAAAAAGUCGUUAAAGGGAGUGAAGUCGUGAAUAUUUCAAGCUGAAAAUAAUGCAGUGGAACCUCGAUCAUUAUAACGAACUAUUAUGCAACGAAGUUCUUUUUAAAUCGAACGAUAUCAUCUUGCCCCUGCAGUAUAAUAGUAAAAUAUAUGGAUUCGAAAAGAUCCUGUAUAUAGCGAAACCUCGUUAUAGCGAAUAUAGAUUUUGCAUGUCUCUUGGCCCUUCGUUAUGCAGAGGAUCCAUUGUACAUGUUUUUUUCUGACUUCACGUACCGCAAGGGAAGGAUUUUCCCUGUACAUUGAUCCCCUAUAAUAGAGAGGUUAAGCAUCUCACGUUCACCUCUAGCGGCAAACGCGAAUUUGUACCAAGUGACCGAGUUUCACCUUUACUUGUCAAUUAUUGUUCAUUAUUUCAACACGUAAAUUAGUAGUUUCACGCAAUUUUUUAUCCAUAAGAAUUGUUUUGAGCUGUUUUAUCUGCUCAUGUUGAGAAAUUCUGAGUACGGAAUCUGGCGUUUGUCGUUUGCCGUAAACAUGAUGCUUAAACCCUCUAAUGUUCUUUUAUACCCCCGAUUAUUUUCAUUCAUUUCUCAGAGCAGGUUGGCGUAUUCACCCGAAAGCGCUAGCAGUGUAAAAAUUUAUCCGAGUCUCAGUUACCUGGCAGGUGUGCUUAAAAAGGCGAAGAGUCGUGAAAGCCUUUUGGGUUACCUUUGGACCUCAAAUUUUAGUUUUCGUUUCCCCUUUUUUUAUAGAUCAUUUUCCUUUUUUUUUUUUCCGGCCGCUGCAAAGUCGUGCCAAGACGAGUAUGAUCGACUGCCACAGAAGUAAGUGACACAAUUACAACUGAAUGUAUAUCUAGCUAAAUUAUUUUUGAAAACUUAUAAUAAUUAACCACCAAAACAGACGCGCGACGUCUUCUAUCGACCAAAGUCACACGAACAUAAAAACUAAGAGUGCAACCAUUGCUAGUUUUCUCUCUUUGACUUUUUCUCCUUCCUUUCUCCUCUAUCUUUCAAUUUUUCGUUUCCUUUUUUCUUUAAGUUCGCUAGUGUGGUUUUCGGGCUCAUCGUACGCGCAAUUUUUUUUUAUUAUUUCCCUAAAGUGGCUGUUAAGUGCGUCCUCACUGUAAAGCCUCUUUUAUAUGGAGUAAAAUCCUCCCGGUUAGAAUUAAGGGUCACUCACCUAUCGUACAAAAGCUGGCGAACAGUUUACAUGACAAACAAAAAGUUAGAUCGGCUAAUAGGCCGCCUAGCCGGGUCACCUUUUUUCUAUUGUGAGGUCAACCUCCUAGCCGGACCAGUUUUUUUGUAAAUAAACCCUUUUUCUCGCCCAGCGGUUCAAAUCGGUCAGGGAGAGACAAUCAGAGCGUGCGCAAGCAUUGCUGGCUCGGGCAAAGAAGUCAAUUUUUUUCUGAAAUAAACGCUCGCUGGGAGCAGGGAGGGUGACCCGUUUCCAUUUUCGCCAACCCUCUAGCGAUCUGUUGCCAGAUUCACUAUUUUCGCCAUUGCUUACAUAUCUGGACGUAAGUGAUCCUCCUUAUUUUCACGUAAGCGGGGCCUCUCUCUGCCACUCUCUUCUCCCUUGACAAGAUAAAAGAAAACAGAUAUUUAAAAUUUUUAGUACUUCGUAUCUAGGCUGAAGCCUGUCGUCUGUAGCUUCCGGGGUGGCCAGUGAAAAAGGAGGGUAAAGGCUGAAAUAGGAAGGCGUGAGGGGAGGGAACUGGGAACCCUUCCUUUCUUACUUGGUCUCACUCGAGCACUCUUUCUCGUCCUUGCGCGUCGGAUUUACAUCUUCCCACAUUUCAUGCAAACAAUUUCUGCACUGAAGUCUCAUGGGAUAACAGAUCGUUGAGUUCUUUAUUUUAUGAUUAAAGCUCCUGUCAGGAAGGAGAGGAGAGUAAUUUGUUUUGUUGACACGUGAUUGUAAUCACGUGAUUAGGAGAAGUCUGGUCUUAAGACAAAAGACACUUUCCAUUUGUUAGAACUGGCCAGCCCGGACUGGCCCAAUCAUAAGGAGAAUUCCACCAUUAAUCAAGACUAUUCAGCCAGAUCAGUUAAUUCCUUAAUGAUACACGGAAGGGGCAGGCUUCGAGAAAAUACUAAAAUUUCAUUUUAAAAUUACCUCCUCGGUCUGUCCGCCGGCGAGUUCUGAUUUUUUGAAAGCCCUCUAAGACUGCGUACGUUGAAGCUCAAUCAUUUUCAUUUACGCUACAGAGAAUUCUACCUGAGGGGAGCUGGGAAAAUUUAAAAUGUGAUUCUCUUGUGAACAGGUUAAAAGAGACUCGGCUGGUCACUCUUCUCCUUGACUCAAAUCUAACUACCGUUCUCUGCCACAUGGGAGAUUUUGGAUGUGGAGAUGGAGGAUGGACACCAGUCAUGAAGAUGGACGGCAACAAGGUAAACAUUUGAGUGUGAUUUACCUCUAAUUUUGCAGGGCGAAAAAAUACGAAAAAUAAAAUAAUCUACAAGUAACUAAAAGUUUGUCUCUUUUUUAAUUCUCUGCGCAGAUAUUUUAAGGAGAGAUUAACUGCUCGGGGAAAAAAAGAACAGUACAGUAUGUUGUCCAGUAUCCGGCCGGUACCAGUAUCAAAAAAAAUAAUAAAAUAAAAAUGGGGCGCCCAUUUCAGUUCUCGGUAAACGAAGUAUUUCGAAUAAAAGCUGAACAUUUCAGCUUUAAGAUGAAAGUUUUGGCGCGUUACAGCUUGCGAAACAGUUGCAGAAGGAACUUCUUCGCACCCAUGCAAUGUUGGUAAAAUUGGCGUAUUCAACACCAGUUUCCGAUUUAUGAGGCAAUUAUAAAAUUUUCAGUAUACUUUCAAAAUGUCAGGCAAAUUAAAAUCGUUUCGUUUCUUUUCGCGAAGCGAAGGCCGUAAUGCCCGCCUAGCGAGUUUGAAUUUUGUUUUCGCUCGGUGCGCAGCGCGCGGAUCGUGCGUAGAUCAUAGCGUGCUGCAAUCUCAACAGUGGCCCAUAUAUAUUUCUAUGUAACCAUUUCUCUUUAGUGCAGGCAAUGUAAUGACAUCAUCAAGCAAGAAGCUUGAUCGAUGUUGUUUUGACUGUUUUUGCGGCCGUUUUGGAUUUCGAAAAAUGCUUUUGUCAAUUACUUUCGAGCUAGAGUAUUUUACAGAGAAAAAUGAAGCAAUUUGGAUUUUUACCUUCAAAUAACUGGAUAAAAGAACAUUUGCCAGUGCGUCUCAUUUCGCACGUUGGCUUAGUAGGUUGCAGGAUACAGUUUGUUUAUUUGUGGGAAGUGUGUUGCAGUUCGGCUUUUUACCGUCAAAUAUAAAACCUUGCUUUUCCCUUAAAUCUGUACUUUUGAAUUCAAGUCACACACAGAGGCAAACCAACAAUGAAUUGGUUGGCCGAUUGAUCAAUCAAAGAAUGGUUUCAACUCCGUUGAACUUGAGCGGAGAGAAUUAAGACCGAAAUAAUGCAAAAUGGCUUUAAAAAAUGCUUUUAAGCUAUUUUUCCUCAAAUGAAUCUAUUAAAGAAUGAUAAAUACUGCUCCAUCCACUUCAAACAGCUUUUAUGGCAGAGAAAAGCACUGUGGCAGCGUAGCGCACUUGGUCUAGGAUCUGACUUCACUUGGAGGAGGUUUGGAAGGGUGUGCUGAUUCAAAUCCAAGUGAAUAUUCCUUUCCCCAUUCUUGUAAAUAACGUACGUAACACAAAGUGGGACACAUUUAGAACCAAAAGAGUUUUAUGAUGCUAGCUUACUAAACGUUUGACCUGAGGAAGGGCUAACUGAUGGGAAAGACAAAUAAAGGACACUACUGCAUUAACAGUUUCACAAUAUUUUUAGCACUAUUCUUACCAAAUGUGCAGACGAAAUAAUAAUAGACUAUGCUUUCUUUGAAUCAUACUAUUUCUGUCAACGAGAAAUUAUGUUUUAUAUUAUCAAUUCUUUCACAGCGAACUUUUCACUACGACUCACGUUACUGGACAAACAAAGAAACCAUUACCCCUGACGGAGGGAAGACUGGUUUCGAUUUACAGGAGACCAAGCUUCCCUCCUACUGGAACACAUCCUUCUCCAAGAUCUGCCUCGGUAUGAGGAUUAACAACCAGUCCAGGUUUAUUGUAAUCAAAAGGACCGCGAGUUCUCUGCAUUCAUUGAUCGCUGAUGGGAAAUACCGCAACACCUCACUGGGUCGUGACACCUGGAAGUCGCUGAUUGGUUCUGAGGCCUCCAUGCAGUUCAACUGUAACAGGGAAGGAUUUAAUGCCAAGAGUGACAAGCAGUACAGUCAGGGUAGAGACCAGGCGAAAGCAAGAAUUGGAAUCCUCGGCAACAAUGAAAAUGAUUGCGGUCAGUGUGACUCCAGAAUCGGGUUUGGCACUGGAGGAGUUCACGACGACUCCAACACAUGUGGAAACGAGGCUAAAAUUACUCCACUCGAUAAUGGCUAUAAACAUAUUAAAGCAAUGGGCUAUAUUUUGGUGCAGUGA
Porites lobata is the source of this 28779-nucleotide messenger RNA. The record is from the annotation of a GenBank genome assembly. NCBI's taxonomy places the organism in Eukaryota, Metazoa, Cnidaria, Anthozoa, Scleractinia, Poritidae.